AUGUAUUGUCGAUCAUUAUUGGUAAUAUCUCGACUUAAUAUAAAUACAUCUAAUAUUGCAAAUCGAUGUUUAAUAACAUCAUAUAAUAAUAAAUUAUUAUUUUUUUCUCAACAACAAAAUCGUUACUUGUCUGAUGAUAUGUCAAAUAAAAGACCACCUGGUCGUAUACGUCGAUUCUUUCGUUGGUUCAUAGGAAGAAGUAAUUCUGUAGAAUCGAAACCAUUAACAACUUCAGAUUCAACAACAUCACUAACAACAAUGCAACAAAUAAAACGUUUUCUAGCACUUUCUUCACCAAUUGAACGUCUUUUUAUUCGUUCACAUAUAAUUGAAGAUGCGGAUUUAGCACGAUUAAUAUCAAAAACAGCUGCAGUUACAAUCUAUGCAUUUAUUGGUAUUACUACACUUGGUACAUUAGGUGUUGAUACGAAACCAUUACUAGCUGGUAUUGGUAUAACAGGUUUUACAAUUGGUUUUGCGCUUAAAGAAGUAGCUACAAAUUUUAUAUCAGGCGUUUUUCUUGUUAUAAAUAAACCCUUUGUUCGAGGAUGUCGAAUUAAAGUUCAUGGAGGUGGUGGAGGAAUUGAAGGUCUGGUUCAUUAUAUUGAUGUUCGAUAUGUACAUUUAAAGACUAAAGAUCGUGGUAUUGUAAUGAUACCAUCAGCAGUUGUUUAUACAAAUCCAUUCACUGUUUUUCCAGCUGAUGAUGAAGCUAAUGCAGGCUUUAUUGAUAUGACUAAACCACCAGCAACUGAUCCUACACAACCUAUUGAAUCUGAAUCAACACCUAUAUUCAAACCUAGCGAUAUAAAAGAAGCAAAAUUAAAAAUGAAUUUAAGUACAGAACCAGCUGGUUUAUUUAAAAAAAAGCCAUUACGUGAAAAACAACAAAAAUAA
Molecule: messenger RNA, 897 nt
Organism: Adineta steineri
Lineage: Eukaryota; Metazoa; Rotifera; Eurotatoria; Adinetida; Adinetidae
Source: the annotation of a GenBank genome assembly